AUGCUCGGAAUCUCACCAAACUUUCAGGAUCCAUUCUUUCAUCUAUAUAUCACCAUUUCCGAGAUCUAUAGAGCAUACAUCCUCCUUCGGCGACAUUCCGAGGUCAUCGACCGCGACGACGACCUCGCUCGGACACCGGACCGACGCGCCGGACCGGUCAUCCGACGCGCUCGAUCAGCGCGUCUCUUCACCUCCGACCACCAUCACGCCGCCUCCAUCGCCUCUCCCGCCUCCCCUCCCCCUCCCCCAUCGCCUCCUUCACAGAGAGUCGCGCAGGCAGAGAAGCCCCCGCUCCGGCGGCCCGAGCGCUGCACAAGACGGUGCCGCGAUCCGGAUAACCACCAACGGCCUAGGGCGCGAGGAGGAGGAAGCGGGUGCGUGAAUACGCCCCGCAUUCGGACUUUUACUAACUUUUACUUGCUUCACGCGUGGAGGGUGGUGGGGAGGAGGCGCAUGCUGCGCGACGGCGAGCAGAGCGGGGCCGAAUAA
Molecule: messenger RNA, 489 nt
Organism: Schizophyllum commune H4-8
Lineage: Eukaryota; Fungi; Basidiomycota; Agaricomycetes; Agaricales; Schizophyllaceae
Exons: 1
Coding region: 1-489 (162 amino acids)
Source: RefSeq, a predicted model, not a curated record